This is a messenger RNA of Xiphophorus couchianus (Monterrey platyfish), 833 nucleotides long. It is a transcript of the gene fxyd11, whose product is annotated as FXYD domain containing ion transport regulator 11. The record is from RefSeq and is a predicted model, not a curated record. Gene Ontology annotation, biological process: regulation of monoatomic ion transport. Lineage: Eukaryota; Metazoa; Chordata; Actinopteri; Cyprinodontiformes; Poeciliidae. The transcript has 7 exons. Gene Ontology annotation, molecular function: ion channel regulator activity. Gene Ontology annotation, cellular component: membrane. The coding region runs from base 66 to 278 and encodes 70 amino acids.
CAGUCUUCACCAACGCUCCUCUGCUCCUGAAUCGUCACCUCAGCUGACUGUGUGUUGUGUUCAGGAUGGGACGUCUCAGUCUGGUCACUUUGCUAGCAGUGCUGUUCUCCAUUUUUAUGGAAACUGAAGCAAAUCCAUUUGUUUACAACUACGAAAGGCUAAGAAUAGGAGGCCUGGUCUUUACCUGCUUGCUGAUAAUUGGAGCAGUCCUCCUUUUAGUCUACAAAGACUGCAGCAGGAAACUCAGUCGAAAAAGGGAUAAUGACGGUGAUAUCUGAUCUGGCUCCCGACAAACCGGUUCGGAAAGAGGCGCUGGGAGGCGGCUGGCUGGUGGAGAGACAAACGGUGGGAAGAACAUCAGCUCAGAAGAUCAGGCAUAACCUGUACAGACAUAAAAAUAAAUAAUAAUAAAAAACAGCAACCGGAAACCCCAAAUUUAUAUUUUUGAAACACCAUCAGCAAUCAGCCUUAUAUCAUGGUUUAAACUUGUUGAAUCUAAAUAUCCUAUGUGACAUUUGACCCCUAACACGAGACUUUAUUUUGUCCAGAUCUGUCCUUAAAUGUCUAUUUAAUAACUAUUUCCACUGUUUGUAAAUAUAGAUUAAUUAGACAGCAUUAUUAUUAUUUUUUUCUUUCAUAGGCAUUACUACAAUGUCGCAUUAAAAUUAUGCCGGCUAAUUAUAAGCUUUAUGAAACGGUGUCAUGGUGACAUGUGAUCAGUCAUAAAUACAUUUAGUUAUAUUUGUCCAAUUAUUUAAAGAAUUUGGGAAAUAAAUGUCGCCGACCUAAAUGCAUGUAGAAAUUCUAAUAAACAUCUCUGUUGUAAAAGUUAA